GGGAAACACGGAAGUUUACAGAAACUGACACAAUCACGACGGCUUAGCGGAGAAGUAAACGCAGUGAUGGGUGAGGUGAUGCUGUGCACGGCUCGGUAAAGGAUUGGUCUGCCGUGUCGAUCUGAUGGUUUGUACUGUAUCAGGUAGUCUGGAGAAGCAACCGAUCAGCCAAGCCAUCGCCAGGCGAUCUCUAACGACACAUUAAUUAGAACGCUUUAACUUUUUACUACUUGAGAAGUUUGAGUCAGACUUUGUAAUCAGAAUGAGUAACGGGGUCAACGAGCCCCCUCUCUCCACCGAACAACCGGAGGGACUCAAGCCGAAGGAUGUCAGUCAGAUGAUCCUGGAGUUCCUGAUGUUCAUGAUGAGGGCGAUAGCCAUCUGCUACCCCGUGUAUUUGACGGGCACAUUUGGACUAAGCGUCAGCUGGAUUCUUCUGAGCAUGUUUAUGUGGACCAUGUGGAAAAACAACCGCAGGUGGAAAGAGCAGAGAAUCGACACAGCCAUUGACUUUUUAGAAAAUGAGAAGGACGUGAUCAGUACUGAACUCAAAGCCAUGGACAUGCCACCUUGGAUUCAUUUUGCAGAUGUUGAGAAGGCUGCGUGGAUCAACAAGAUUCUUCAGCAGUCAUGGCCGUUCUUCGGAGUGUACAUGGAGAAACUACUCAUUGAAAACAUCCAGACAGUGGUCAGAUCAGUCCACCCUCAUCUAAAGACUUUCACCUUUACUAAAGUUCACAUGGGACAGAAGGCUCCAACUAUUACUGGCAUUCGGGCGUAUACAGAUGAGCUGGAAACAAGAGAAGUCAUUCUUGAUCUCAACAUUGUUUACGAGGCUGAUGUGGACAUUGAUGCUGAUGUAAACCGAGCCAUUAAAGUAGGAAUCAAAGGGCUUCAGCUUCAGGGGAUGCUGCGUGUAAUUCUAGAACCUCUGAUUGGCCAGGCACCCCUUGUAGGUGGAGUCACUAUGUUUUUCAUUCGUCGACCUGCUCUGCAAAUCAAUUGGACUGGAGUGACAAACGUUUUGGAUGGUCCAGGUUUAAGUCAUUUGUCAGAAUCAGCCAUUGUGGACGUCAUCGCCUCUCUCAUGGUUCUGCCCAAUCGCAUGUGCUUCCCUUUAAUUGAUCAAGUCAAGGUUGAACAAAUGAGGUUUCCUCUUCCUCGAGGUGUUGUACGCGUCCAUGUUCUGGAAGCCCGCGAUCUUGUAGCAAAGGACUCACACAUGAUGGGACUAGUAAAGGGCAAGUCAGAUCCAUAUACUGUGCUGAGAGUUGGAAACAAGCAUUUCAAAACAAAGACCAUCAAAGAAACUCUGAAUCCACGCUGGAAUGAAGUUUAUGAGUUUGUCAUUCAUGAAGCCCCGGGGCAGGAGUUGGAGGUGGAACUCUACGAUGAAGACAAAGACGCUGAUGACUUUUUGGGCAGGUUCAGUAUGGAUUGUGGGGAUGUGAGAAAAGACCGAGAGAUAGAUAAGUGGUACACUCUGGAGGACAUUGAGAGUGGUCAGAUACAUUUUAAACUGCAGUGGUUUUCUUUGUGCUCAAACCCAGAACUGCUGAAGGAGACCAGUGAUGGGCUUGCUUGUGCUAUGCUGGCAUUGUAUCUAGACUGUGCAUCUAAUCUGCCUAAAGAUCAACGUGAAGUCACCCAUAAUGAAAAACAUGGAAAACAACCUAAAGAGUCUCGGGUCACUAGAAAAACAAAUAAUCCCAACUCCUAUGUGGAGUUUUCCAUUGAUCUGCAAAGUCAGAAAAGCAAGGUUGUGUUUGCCUCAAAAGACCCGAUUUUUGAUGAAUGCUUCACAUUCUUUGUGCACAGUGUUAAAAACCAAGUGUUAAAUGUUGAGGUAAAGGAACAUGAGAAGAAAUCCUCACUGGGCAAAUUCAGUCUGCCGUUGGUGCGGCUGCUCAAUGUUUCUGACAUGACUUUGGACCAGCGCUUUCAGCUGGAGCGCUCCGCACCCAAUAGCCAGGUCAAGUUGAAAGCUGUUCUUAGGAUUCUUACAUUAGAGAAACAACAACCAAAGGUUGUCACUUCAGCACCUCAGGAUAAAAAUACAUCAACCCCAAAUCGUCCUGAGCCACGUACUCCAAAUCCAACUUCAAAUCCAGUUCCAAAUCCAGCUCCACCUCCGGCUGCAGCUCAGCUAGUACAGAGCAACCCAAAAGAAAAAGGGCCCAUUUCAUCAGUCCCGCUCUCUAAAACCCAAGUUCCAUUUUCAGUUGUGCCCUUAAAUGAUCUUCAAGCAGAGUAUCCUCCCUACAGACGAAGCACUUUUGUGGGCUCAGAGGGGCUGCAAUCGACCCCUUCCACCCCCGGUCCAAUGCGACGCUAUGAUUCCCACAGCCUUUUGUCUGAGAACUCGAUUGCUUCUUCACGCGUUGAUCUCACAGACAGUUACCCUUACCCAGAGGCCAUCAUGAAUCAUCAGGGCACCUUUGGACAGAUCCAGAUUACAUUGCGUUAUGCCACCUUAAGAAAGCGGCUUAUUGUGAUAGUCAACUGCUGCAACAAUCUGUUUUCCUCCAAUGAGAGUGGCUCUGAUACUUACGUUCGCAUGUAUCUGCUGCCUGACCAGACGUGGAAACACCGAAAGCGCACCGCUGUUAAAAAGAAGACUGUGAAUCCUGUCUUUGAUGAAACUUUUGAGUUUGCAGUGUCACUGGAGGAAGCAAGAAACAGAAAGUUGGACGUUGCUGUAAAAAACAAUAAAAUGCUUCAUAAGAGAGAGCGAAAAGAGAUUGGAAUGGUUUUGAUUGAUAUGUCUGAAAUAGAUCUGACGAAGGGCUCAACAGAAUGGUAUGAACUCACUCUCCCGGGGCUAAAGAAGACAAACUGGCAAAGCUGAGGUCCACUAGUCUGGGAUCAAUAUAACUGAGAUUUUUAGAUGUUACUGAUAAAAUACUGUCAUUGAUUUUGAUUUGAAUUCACAAUUCCUAGUUUAACAUGAUAUUUCCUUUUCAUUUUUGUUUCAUACUGUGCCAAACUAUAGGUUUCUAUUCUGUAUGAAGUUGCGGUCUUAUGUGUGUG
This is a messenger RNA of Danio rerio (zebrafish), 3030 nucleotides long. RefSeq names its product extended synaptotagmin-like protein 3 (gene esyt3). Gene Ontology annotation, cellular component: endoplasmic reticulum membrane; plasma membrane. Gene Ontology annotation, molecular function: lipid binding. Gene Ontology annotation, biological process: lipid transport. Lineage: Eukaryota; Metazoa; Chordata; Actinopteri; Cypriniformes; Danionidae. The record is from RefSeq and is marked provisional.